Scatophagus argus is the source of this 1535-nucleotide messenger RNA. RefSeq lists its product as uncharacterized. Bases 33 to 1460 code for a protein of 475 amino acids. The record is from RefSeq and is a predicted model, not a curated record. The transcript is spliced from 10 exons. Lineage: Eukaryota; Metazoa; Chordata; Actinopteri; Scatophagidae.
UCUUUAAUUGGCUGAGCUACAGACAGGAGAAGAUGGCGGCUCAGGUGGUGGUGGUGUUGCGGCUACUGAGCGCCGCGGUGCUGCUCGGACUCCUCUCCGGCUCCGUUCCGGACUCUGAACGCGGUUGGAUGGUGCUACGGCGCAUGCGCAGCCUCGCCGCUCAGUCCAGGUACGGAGAGUGUUGGGCACGAGCUCUGGAGCACCUGGACGCACGUUGCAGGGACAUGACUGCAGAAAGCCAGAGCCGCAUCGCGCUGAGGUUCGCCGUGUGUCACCUGAGCAGCUCAGGCAGAGAUUUCCCAUCAUGCCCUGAGGGGUCUGAGGUCAGCAGGUGUACAGCUGGUAUGGACGCUGUGGCCUUUAACACCUACACCGAGUUCUUCACCCACACCCACUCCAUCUGUCACUUCCUGCAGUCUGAAGCCUGGCAGAGCCGAGCUGAGCACACCAUGCACAGGCUAACAGAGACUUCAGCAGAUGUAGCUGAGCAGUUGCAGUCCACCAGGCAGAUGGCUGAGGACCUGGUUGAGGCCCAGACUGCUGCCUUACAGGCCCAGCAGGAGAUUCUGAAUAACGGAGAGGAGCUGAGAGUCACCCUGAGAGACUCCACCCAGGGUCUGCGGUCGCUCUUCUCAGAGCUCAGCAGUGUCUCCAGGGAGCAGCAGGUGGCGCUGUCUGAGCUCUUCAACAGAGUUUCCUUCUUGCAGAGCUUCCUGCUGAUGGAAGCUCACAGCCUGAGCUCCUGCUGCUACAACGCAGCUGCUCUCUGCACCUCCUACCUCCUCACCUCCACCCAGCGCUCCUCCAGAGCCAGGUUGGUGUUGUUGGCUUUGGUGUGUUUAAAUUUCUACCUGGAGAGGAAGAUCUACCAGUUUGUGAUGAAUUCUGACCAUCCUGAGCACAAACACAUGGAGUUUCUCAGUGUGUAUGUGAGUAUAUUGCGAAGGUUCAUGGUGUGUGUUGGAGUGUGUGUUCUGCUGUGUGUGUGUGUUCAGUACCGAGACCCGGUUCAGCAGAAUCUGCAGGUCCUGCAGCAACUCAGAGAGACGCAGAGAGGCCUGCAGGAGGCGCUGCAGCACGCAGCACGUCUAGCGGAGCAACAGGAGAACACAGACAGUCGGCUGAAUGUGAAGAGGACAUCAGAGAGCAGAAGAGGAGAGAAGCUGCGAAGGAGAAAGGAGAUAAAAAGAGAAGUGGAAGAGGAGGGCAGUUCAUUGGUGUCUGCAGAGAGCUCAGACCUGUCUCACCUCUCACACAUUGGUCCUGUUGGUGCUCUCGGCAGCACAGUGAACAGCUCAGCAGCUGACUUCACCCACAAUGCCUCAGGGCGUCGCUCCUUGUCCUCCCGCCUCGCCGCCUCCUCCUCGUCCCCUCUGGUCUACAGCAUCCUGGUGGAGGACAGACAGCCUCGUUACCACCUGCGGAGAAGAGGAUCAGAGCCUCCUUCAUCCUCAUGCUGACCUCAUCUUCCUCUGCUGUGUGUUUUAACCUGAACGCUUUCUGAAUGUCAAUAAAACAGAAUUUUACUUUUGAAA